Messenger RNA from Neoarthrinium moseri, 1458 nucleotides. RefSeq lists its product as uncharacterized. The transcript is spliced from 2 exons. Bases 1 to 1458 code for a protein of 485 amino acids. The record is from RefSeq and is a predicted model, not a curated record. NCBI's taxonomy places the organism in Eukaryota, Fungi, Ascomycota, Sordariomycetes, Amphisphaeriales, Apiosporaceae.
AUGAUCAUGGGUAGCCCAAAGCUCCUUGCGACAGGCCAGCGGACCUCACGGCUACGGCAGGUUGUGGUAGUCAGUGUCGGACUGCUGGCGCUGUACGUGUUCCUGCGCAUGCCCGAGGCGAGUCUGGAUUCAUCACGGACCGUGUUGGAUGCCUCAUUUUCGUCGUCGUCCUCGGUACCGGGUGGCGACAGCGGUGCCGCGUUCGGGGCCGCGGGAUCGUCGCUCUCCGACGCGCUGCUCAACAACCGCUUCCUGACUGCCUCGCAGUGUACCGAGGCUUUCCCCGGUCUCACGAAGCAGAUCGACGAUGUUGUUACGAAGGGCACGUUCAAACUUGAGAAGAGCGGACCUCUAGGACCUCUGGUCGCGAGGAUCAAAGAUGGGAAGCUCUCCAUCCUCCAGCACGCCUCACGGAGCGACCUCUCGCGGGACAUGCUCGCGCACCGCACCGCAACCCUGCACCAGAUCCACAGCGCCCUCCUGACGUGGCCGCCGGGGGGCUCGGUCCCGGACACGGUCUUCGCCUUCAGCCACCACGACUCGCCGUCGGCGGGGACGUUCUCCUACUCACGGCCAGCGGACCCGGCGCGCAACGGGGCGGGGGCGCCCUACUUUCCGGUGCCGCACUUCUCGCACUGGGCGUGGCCACUGCCCUUCGUGAGGUCGCUGCCGCACGCGGCCGGGGCGAUCGCGGCGCUGGAGCGGCGGCUUGGCGGCUGGCGGCACAAGGAGCCGCGGGCCGUGUGGCGCGGCACGCCGCACUUCAACUCGCCGAGCACGACGUCGGCGCGGCUGCGGCAGGACCUGCUGCUGAGCGCGGCGGGGCGGCCGUGGGCCGACAUCGAGGCGCUGGCCUGGACGUCGGCCGGCCGCAACGCCAGCAACGCCCUGCCCAUCGCCGACUUCUGCCGCUACCGCUACAUUGUGCACACCGAGGGCAUCACCUACUCGGGCCGCCUGCAGUUCCACCAGCUGUGCCAGUCCGUGAUCCUGACGCCCCCGAUCAGCUGGAUGCAGCACACGUCGCACCUGAUCCGGCCCGUCUUCAGCAGUUCGCUCCCGGGAGUAGAGCGACGGCCGCGCGUGGGGAAGGAUCUGGGAGGGGGCGUGAAGGAGAAGGUGAGCCUUGCCACUUACCCGGCACCAUGGGUUCAGAUGGCCUGGGGCAAGGGGUCUGCGGCCGAGGAAGCCAACAUGGUGUUCGUCGCGCCGGACUGGAGCGAUCUUGAGAGCACCGUGCUGUGGCUUGAGAAGCAUCCGCGUGUGGCGGAAGGGAUUGCGAGACGACAACGCGAAGUAUUUCACGGGGCAGGUUAUCUGAGUCCGGCGGCGGAAAUGUGUUAUUGGCGCGCGGCGAUUCGAGGUUGGAGCCAAACGGUCGACUAUACUGGCCAGGGCUUCGAGGAGCUUGAAGGUAUUCCGUUCGAGGAGUUCAUCUUGACUGAAGCACAAAGAUGA